GGUCGCUGUAACCGCAGGCGCUGAACGCCACUGACGCACAGACUCACUGCAGGAAUAACAAUAUGGCGGACAAUUCAAAAGAGCAGCUGCUGUCUAUGCGAGUUUACAACAGCCUUCAGAGUCUGGGCUGUCCUCUGGUGGAUGGGCUGUACCUGCGGGAGCCGGACAGUGUGCAGGAGCUCCUCUGCUCUCCUUCAUUACACAGGACAGAUAUACUCAAAUGGAUUUGCGCCAGCAUUUGUCCAUCCCUAAAGGAGAAGUUUUCCACAAUUAAAUCAACUCAGAAUGAGGAUUUAGUUCAAGAACUCACACGGUUUGGUUAUGAAAUGAUGUUAUGUAAAGCUAAUGACCAGGAUUUGAUUAAGGGCUGUGCACCACCAUUGCGGCAACUGAGGUUUCUGGAGCAGAUUCUAAUGGUGAUUCAAGCAGACUCCUCCAUAAACUCUAGGCAGAACUCAUGCUCUGGUGAUGACAGUGUAAAGAACGAUGAUCUUCUUGGGGAGCUGAUGUUUCAGGACCACUUAACCGACCUGGAUAUGCUCCUGAAUCCAGUCUGCAACCCGUGGCCUGCGCAUAUCCGUGAACAUCUAAUACGCACGCAGUCAACUCGCAACAAAACGAACGGAAACCACAGUAAACCCAGCGAUUUCAUAAACAGGAGUGAUCAACAUUCCCGACUAGGAAGUCAUGGAGAAGAAAGCCUGACAGAGGCCAUGGCGCUGCUGCAGUCUACCCAGAGCACAUUAGACGAGCUCCACAAAGAGUGUGAGUUCCUGCAGUCACAUUUGUCAGGUUCUGCAGCUGUGCUGUCCCCCUGUGCGCUGAAAGUGGCCAUCUCAGACAUGUCUCAGCUCAUGACAGCUUUCGGACACAUCUACAACACAGACUUUAAGGCGUACUGCCAGAGAGCCCCUCCGGCCCUCAAUUCUGGUGCAAGUGUGUUUCAGUCUGUACAUCAGCUCCUGCAUGCCUGUAAUACGGUAAAGCAUCUUACAUCAUUUAUCUGGAGUCAUUUAAAGGGAUAGUUCACCCAAAAAUGAAAAUUUGCUGUGAAUUUACUCACCCUCAGGCCAUCCAUGGUGUAGGUGACUUUUUUUAUUCAGUAAAACCGUAAAGAAGAUUUAUUUUUAGCUGACACCAUGGUCCUUGGAAAUGCAUAAAAUGCAAAUCAGUGGUUCUCGUCACUUUAAGAGUCAAAAAAAUAUCAGGGAACACAAAAUUAAUACCCGUGGCUCCUGACAAUAUACUGAGGGCUUAUGAAGCAAACUCAUUCACAGUCUGUGCAAGAAACUGAACUGAACAAUAGUUUUGCAAAAGAACGCAAAGUAUUCUUGGGGGAGUGCAGUACUUUUAUGAAAGCAUGCAAAAGUUUUGCGAACGAGUGAUUAGUUUCUCUGGGGAGCGAAAUACUUUUGCGAGAGAAGCAAAUGUUUUGUGAGCCAACGCCAAGUUGUUCUGGGGAAUGCAAUACUUUUGUGAGAAAAUGC
Molecule: messenger RNA, 1487 nt
Organism: Sinocyclocheilus grahami
Lineage: Eukaryota; Metazoa; Chordata; Actinopteri; Cypriniformes; Cyprinidae
Product: HAUS augmin-like complex subunit 7
Exons: 8
Coding region: 63-1025 (320 amino acids)
Biological process (GO): microtubule organizing center organization; spindle assembly
Cellular component (GO): HAUS complex
Molecular function (GO): microtubule minus-end binding
Source: RefSeq, a predicted model, not a curated record